Rubroshorea leprosula is the source of this 564-nucleotide messenger RNA. NCBI's taxonomy places the organism in Eukaryota, Viridiplantae, Streptophyta, Magnoliopsida, Malvales, Dipterocarpaceae. The record is from the annotation of a GenBank genome assembly.
ACGAAGAAAUAGACUAAUUUAAACGCAUAAAAUAGAAAGAGGGAGAGAAAAUUGCUCGUUGAAGGAUUGUCUUAGUGGCUGUGAGCUUCGAGGAGAUCCAAUAUGCCAUUUGAUACUGCUUUUUCUCAACAUAAGUCCGACGAAGGCAAAGCACUAGUGACGCAUACGGCGCAUUUUAGAAUAACGUUCCCCUGUGAUUUCUGGUUUUGGUGAAAUUCUUGAAUUGCAGAGGCGAACAUGGAGGAGGAAGAUGAUGGGAGCGUUAAUGCUAAGUUUACUGGGUGGUUGUGGAGGAGGUUUCGGGAGGAAGCACAGAGGACGGGAAUGCGUCCCUUGAAGUUGAGAAAGUCUGGGCUAUCACCGGCGUACCAGAUUUUCCCUGCUCCAUCUAAUUUGCUCUUCUUUUGUGAAUCAAAAAGUGGGCCUUCUUCAUCUUCUUGAUUCUUUUCCAAAGGAGGUUUGCUUUCCAUUACCAUAUGCUUUGGACAAUUCUAUUAUGAAUUGGAUUUAUGCUUCUUUUUUUGUAAUUUGUUAUAAUAGACAUAAUAAAUUUUUUAAUUUUUU